AUGGCAUCCUUCAAUUUCGGUGCACCCGCGUCUACCAGUGGAGGGGGAGGAGGAGGAGGAGGAGGCAGUCAGUCAAUAUUUGGCACAUCCAAUAAACCUGCAUCGGGAGGCAGUCUGUUCGGAAAUACUGCUGCUGCUGCACCUAGCACUUCAGGUUCAAAUACCAAUGCCCCAUCCUUCAGCUUUGGAGGGUUUAACCAGCCAACGUCGUCAAACUCUCCUUCGCAGUCUUUGUUCGGAGCAGCACAAAACAAGUCCAGCACGCCGAGCCUCUUUGGGCAAGGCAGUGCAUCGGGAGGCGGAGGCGGUGCUGCUGCUGCUGGCCUUUUCGGUGCCAAAAAGCCAGAGGCCAAUCAAGGCAGUGGUGCUUCACAACCUGGCUUUGGUACACCGGAUAAGGCGCCGGUCCCGUCGACAACAACAUCGGCAGCACCUUUGUUUGGUUCUACCACGCCUGCAACAAGUGGCGGCAGCAAUCUCUUCAGUUUCGGCAACGCUUCAACUACACCCGCUGGACCUCCUCCAUCCGGCUCGACUUUUGGUGCGAGCACAGGCGGCGGAGGGCUGUUCGGUGCAAAGCCUGCUGCAGAUGCGUCAAAACCCACCACAUUGAGCUUUGGCAAACCUGCUGAAACCUCAGCACCCUCAUCGAGUGCAUCAACAACCGCAGCACCUCUCUUUGACGCAGCCAAACCAGGUUCGGGUUUUAGUUUUGGAGCGCCCUCAAAGCCGGCAGACACUACAUCUACCUCUAAGCCCGUAGCAGCUGCCUCCAGCUCUGAACAAAAGCCCCUGUUCUCCUUUGCCGGACCUGCAUCGAGUUCAGCCUCGACGCCCGCCGCGUCAGCUCUGCCAGCGCCCCAGCCCACUUCAUCGACAGCUCCGUCUCUUUUCAGUGACACCUCUAAACAAUCUGCUGGCGGGCCUAGUCUCUUCUCGAAACCUACCACGACUACCGAAGCGUCAGCGCCAACUAAGCCUGCCUUUUCAUUCGGACCGUCUUCAACGCAAGCUUCAGCAGCAGAAUCUCAAGCAACUCCAGCGCCUGCCCAGAAGCCCAUGUUCUCUGGUUUCAACAUUGGUGCAUCCAGCACUUCUACUACUGCUCCCCCUGCAACUGGUGGAGCUACGGCUGGUACAGCAUCUUCUGGUGCUCCCAAAAGUUCCUUUUCAUUUGCUCCUGCAGCGACCACCUCAGCUCCUCAACCCACUACGACAUCAGCCCCCGCUGCCAGUCCAUUUUCGUUUCCCUCUACAUCGACAGCGCCGUCGUCACAGCCUGCUACGACCACCUCCUCCACCACAGCAACAGCUGGGACUGCUACUGCUACCACUCCCGUUGGUUUUCCUGGAAUUUCGGGCACACAGACGUCUACAGCCGGGCCAGCUCCUCCUGCGCAGUCGCGGCUACGCAACAAGACCAUGGAUGAGAUCCUUACAAGAUGGGCGACUGACAUGUCACGAUAUUCCAAAGAGUUCAAGGAACAUGCAGAAGUUAUCGCACGCUGGGAUCAGCUGAUCGUGGACAACUCUUCCAAAAUCGACAAGCUCUAUGUCAAGACGCGCACCUGUGAGAGGCAGACGAUGAGUGUCGACAUGCAGCUUGCGGCAGUGGAAAACCAACAAGUCGAGUUGGAGAGCUGGCUUACGAAGUACGAAAACGAUGUGGAGGAGAUGCUGGCAAAGGAUAGCACCAACCCAAGUGAACUAGGCGGACCCGAUCAGGAGAGGGAGAGAACCUACAAGCUGGCGGAGAAGCUUGGGGAAAGACUAGACGAGAUGGAACAUGAUCUGGAGAGCAUGGUUGAGGAGGUCAAUGCCGCCAAUGCAAGCCUGAACAAGACUGGCAAGGCUGAUGAACCGAUCACCCAGAUCGUCAAGAUUCUGAACUCGCAUUUAGUCCAGCUCCAGGCGAUCGAUCAGGGCACCGUUGCCCUGCAAGAGAAAGUGGCUGCCGCACAGAAGUCGGCGAGCACUUUGGGCUACCUAACGAACUCUGCGGAUGGGAACGGCAGUUUGGCGGUCCAGGACUUCUAUCGAAGCUACAUGGGAAGAAGAUAA
Capronia epimyces CBS 606.96 is the source of this 2061-nucleotide messenger RNA. RefSeq lists its product as uncharacterized. Gene Ontology annotation, molecular function: phospholipid binding; structural constituent of nuclear pore. Gene Ontology annotation, biological process: protein import into nucleus; RNA export from nucleus. The transcript has 2 exons. Gene Ontology annotation, cellular component: nuclear pore central transport channel; nuclear pore. The record is from RefSeq and is a predicted model, not a curated record. NCBI's taxonomy places the organism in Eukaryota, Fungi, Ascomycota, Eurotiomycetes, Chaetothyriales, Herpotrichiellaceae. The coding region runs from base 1 to 2061 and encodes 686 amino acids.